Vitrella brassicaformis is the source of this 1489-nucleotide messenger RNA. The record is from the annotation of a GenBank genome assembly. Lineage: Eukaryota; Vitrellaceae.
CUCUAUCUUUCCAUGGCGUCGGUGUUUCAGCUGUCCAUCCCAUGUGUUGAGGCCACCCUCCACGCAUGGACCAACGACAUCUCCUCGUCCGUCCCCUCGUUCGUCCCACGCUGCGCCCUCACCGGCUCCAUCCCCUCCCGGCCCUGCAUGACACGCAACAACACCUAUGACGCCCCAGCCAUCGAAGACUACAUUAACACAUGUGUAAGCAGCUGUUCCCUCCGCACACAUGGCACGGAAGAAAUGGAGGCUCGGAAUGGCUGUGUGGGGGGUGAUGCAGGGCAGCUCGCCCAUGACGUCCAUGCCCCUCAAACUGAGCGACCUUCGUCCCGACCACACGGCUCGUCGGGUCAUCCAGUGCUGGGCGGUGGAGGAAAUGGGCAAGCAGGGCAUCGCCACUUCAUACGCACCACCCGGCUUCCCCAACGUGGCGGGGCCGUGGCAGCCGUCCAGGGACCAUGGCAGCGAGGCCGUGGUCUCGCCUGCGGUGCGUCGGCGUCUGAUGGGGGAUGAGUGGGUGUCGCCGGAGCCGUAUGGGUAUCCGGCUGAGUUUGGGGGUAAGGGGGGUAAGGGCGGGGAGGGGCUGCUGGGACCGGUGCCGACAAGGGGGCUGACGGGAGAUGGGGCUGGGCUGCUGGGACCUGCGCCGGCCAAAGACACAAAGGAGGACGGCAAGGCAGGUACGCAGGCGGUCGGAUGGAUGGAUGGAUGGAUGGAUGGAAGGACGGUUGGUGUGGAUGUGCGUCGUUUGUUGUCUGUACAUUGGUGUGUGUGGUCAGGUGUAAGUGUUGGUGAUGGUUUCUCUCCUGCCGCUGAAGAACUACACGGCAUGCACCACAACCACAAUAGUUUCAAUAAGGGUACAUGUGCCCAUACAUGUGAUCCCCUUUGGCCUGCGUUGCGUUGCAUCCACCACCCGUCACCUUUCAGGUCGUUCCAUCCGCCAGGGCCGACACAAGGGCGCCACCCUCGCCGCCAAGCACCCCAUGUACCAACACCAGCAGCACAAGCACAACACCCACAUCCAGGACGCCAAUCGCAGUGCACCAGCGGCACCGCCAUUCGGCAGUCUGUUCGGUGGGGGAGGCAAGGAGAGUAAGGCUGCUGGUGCUGGCGGUGGUGGGGGUGGCAUCUUCGGGUCGGCGGCUGGUGGGUCUGGUAGCGGGUGCUCGAGCGCUGGUGUGGGGAGCAGCAUCAGCAGCAUAUUCGGAGAGGGUGAGCUGGAUACCGAUUCAUUCAUGUGACCUGUGAUGGCUCUCAUCAAUGUGUGUGCGUUGUGUGUUCGUGUCUGCCUGCCGUCGAUUAGGUGUGUCGUUGUCAUCCAUCGCUGUGCCGACUGUAUUUCGCUUCACGGGCGCCGACACACAGGGGGGGAGUGGUGCAGCGCUGAAUGGCAUGCAGAACGGCACCACAUAGCUGUCGGCAUGAGUAUCGACACUUGGUAUUGUGCAUGCGCUCGCGUGAUGGCUGGGGGGAGAAGUGUGUGCCG